CCACCAUAUUCCUAAAACCGGGGUGUUACAGUUGUCCACCAGCUACAGAAAGACUUGAUACUUUCUGGACUGUAUGCACAUCGUGCAAAGUUCAGUAUGAAUAUCUACGGAAGCAUGUGAAUAAGAGGCUGUCAUGUAAGAACUGUCGAGGAGCAUUUAUUUCUGUGGAUACUAGGUCGGCUCCUGUUAGUGCAUCACUUCAAUAUGCGCCUUCAUCUCAUACAACAUGUAAUGGCUAUGGAGCUCAUGGCUAUGAUGCCGUCUCACGCAUGCCUACCAAUUCCACUUAUUUCUUAGGUCAGUAUCUUGCACAUGGAUAUGAAUAUGUUACAAAUGAGUCAUAAGACUGGAGCUCAUAUGUGGGAACAUCUCCUGGGAAUCUGGAGUCAAAGUGAAUGUCUUUAGUAUCUAACGAAUAUCCUAAUAAGUUCACCAAUGGAGUAGCCUUGAUUAAGGCCAGCAGACCUGAGAAGUAGAGGAAUGUUGGGUUGGGGUCAUCUGGUAAUGGAUUUGUUGAGAACAUUACAAAAUCUAAUGUAGAAUCAAAAGCAACAAAUUUGGAUGCAAAAAUAGAACAUGAGUUUAAACAUCCUGGGCAAAGUUAUGGUUCAAUGAGACGGUGGUCUUCUGCAACAGGAUUGGAUACACAGAAGCUAUUGAUUAACAAAGCUAAAAUAGAUAUUAAGCAAAGAUUAGAGAUUAUGAAUGUAACACCCCUAUUGGCUUCAGAAGCUGCAGCGGCGGCUACCGAGGACGUGACUCCCCUUGAUGAAGUAAGUGCCCCCUACAAGGUAGGGGAUGAUAUAUCCAGAAUAGAACAAAAUGUUUCCUCUGGUCAUCCACCUGUUCGAAAAAUAAAUGGGCCAAUAACAGUUCCAGACUCCGACUUCCAUGACUUUGAUAAAAACAGAUCAAAGAAGUGCUUUGAGGCUAGGCAAAUAUGGGCAAUUUAAGAUGAAGAUGAUGGUAUGUUGCGCUUAUAUUGCAUGGUCCGGCAAGUACUCUCUGUUCAACCUUUUAAGAUUGACAUAGCCUACUUGAGCUCCAAAACUGACAUUGAGUUUGGUACAAUGAAAUGGGUGCAGUAUGGGUUUACAAAGUCGUGUGGACAUUUCCGGAUACGAAACACUGACAUAAUUGAUUAUGUUAACAUAUUUUCCCAUCUCUUGAAAGGCAAGAAAACGGGAAGUGGUUGUUGUGUUAGGAUAUUCCCCUAGACCGGAGAUAUUUGGGAUGUGUACAAGAACUGGUCACCAAACUGGAACAACUCAACUCUAGAUGAAGUGAGGCAUCAGUACGAAAUGGUUGAGAUACUUGAUGAAUAUUCUGAACAGUUUGGGGUUUGCAUCGCCCCGCUAGUAAAAGUAGAGGGAUACAAAACCGUGUAUUGCAGGAGAGAUACGGAGGAGAGCAAGAAAUGGACAAGGAGAGAGAUGCUGCGGUUUUCGCAUCCAGUGCCAUCUUGGUUUCUUAAAGAAGAAACUAGUGGUGUGCCCAGAAACUAUUGGGACUUGGACCCAGCUGCUAUACCAGAAGAGUUGCUUCACAACACUGUUGCCGUAAGAGAUAAGAGUAAGAGCUUUAUAUUAUCAAUGUAACGGUUUUUGACUCAGUGUAGAAACCCAACUCUAUAUCGAAAAGAUUUGUGGAUUAUUAUGUCAGGAACUAUAUACACAGGCAAGCC
Arabidopsis lyrata subsp. lyrata is the source of this 1684-nucleotide messenger RNA. RefSeq lists its product as uncharacterized. The record is from RefSeq and is a predicted model, not a curated record. NCBI's taxonomy places the organism in Eukaryota, Viridiplantae, Streptophyta, Magnoliopsida, Brassicales, Brassicaceae.